This is a messenger RNA of Chironomus riparius, 740 nucleotides long. The record is from the annotation of a GenBank genome assembly. Lineage: Eukaryota; Metazoa; Arthropoda; Insecta; Diptera; Chironomidae.
UUAGUAUUGUGCCGGCGUUCGUUUGGCGUUGAUCUUUAAAUUUUUCAACCAAAAAACUCAUUUUAAUUGCGAUGUCAUAUAAAAUUAACUACUUUACAUUCAAGGGCCUUGGCGAACCAGUCAGGUUUAUGCUUGCUUAUGGAAAUGUAGAAUUUGUUGACAAUCGUAUUGAGUGGGAGGACUGGAACAACUUAAAACCUACAAUGCCUCUCGGACAAAUGCCAGUACUUGAAGCUGAUGGGGAAGUUUUUCAUCAUUGCAUUCCAAUUUGCCGAUAUCUUGGCAACAAAUUUAAUCUUGCUGGACAAAAUGCAUUAGAAAACUAUAAAAUUGAUUGUGCUGCUGAGACUGUUAAUGAAUUCCGUGGAAAGAUUGCCAUGUGGUACUACUUUGACAAGCAAGUUAAGGAUGAAAAGUAUGAAAAACUCGUAAACGAAGUGAUUCCAUUUUAUUUGGAAAAACUUGAACAAAAAGCAAAAGAAAAUGACGGACAUUUGGCAUUAAGGAAUAUUACUUGGGCUGAUGUUUAUGCAAUCGCUGUUAUGGAAUAUUGUAAUGUUCUUAUGGGAAGUGAUUUAAUUGCUAAUUAUCCAAGCUUGAAGAAGGUUUAUGAAAAAGUAAUGGCAUCUGAGGGAGUCAAAAAGUAUCUUGCAACACGUCCAGAGGAUAGAAUUCCUAGCUUUUAAAUAAUCAAAGAUUUGCAGCUGUUAAAAUAAAGACUAUAAUUGGAAUUUAAAUGC